GGAGAAAGAAGACGUCGCCGCCACCGGAGGCGGAGGGGGAGGACGGACGGCCGAGAGCGUCGCCGCCGGUGCCCAACGGUCGGUGUCCCCCGGCUGAGGCAGCGCGGCCGCAGCAGCCCUGUUUGAUCUGUGGAUGAAAUGAAUCAUGAUUUUCAAGCUCUUGCAUUAGAAUCUCGGGGAAUGGGAGAGAUGCAGAAAGAGAGUCCAGUCACUCCUUUGGGCCACAAGAGGGCACUCUGCAGCUAGCUAACCCUCCCUUUCUUCAGAACAGCGUUUUCCAAAGAGUUUGUCAUUUUCAGAGGACUGAUUUAAGGGCAGCAGGGAACCUUCUGGGAUUUCCUUCUUUGCCUGUCUCUCUCUCACCAGUCUUCUCCUCCUUUACUGACAGCUUUUGCCUACCAAAAAGUUUUGGGAACCUGAUGAUUCAACAAAAGAUGGACAAAAAGGCAUAUUUCUUGGGGAUGAUGAAUGGAGAGAGACUGCAUGGGGAACUUCUCAUCAUUCAAUGUCCCAGCCUAUUAUGGUGCAGAGAAGAUCUGGACAGAGUUUUCAUGGAAACAGUGAAGUAAAUGCAAUUCUUUCUCCGCGCUCAGAAAGUGGAGGCCUUGGUGUGAGCAUGGUAGAAUAUGUAUUAAGUUCCUCUCCUGCUGAUAAAUUGGAUUCUCGAUUUAGGAAGGGAACUUUUGGUACUAGAGAUGCUGAAACAGAUGGACCUGAGAAAGGAGAUCAAAAAGGCAAGGCUUCUCCAUUUGAGGAGGACCAAAACAGAGAUCUUAAACAAGAUGAUGAGGACUCUAAAAUAAAUGGCAGAGGUUUGCCAAAUGGAAUGGAUGCCGAUUGCAAAGAUUUUAAUCGCACUCCUGGAAGUCGCCAAGCCUCUCCAACUGAAGUAGUUGAGCGCCUUGGCCCUAGUACUAAUCCCCCAGAAGGAUUGGGCCCUCUUCCUAAUCCGACAGCGAAUAAACCACUUGUUGAAGAAUUUUCAAACCCUGAAACUCAGAAUCUGGAUGCAAUGGACCAAGUUGGUCUGGAUUCCUUACAGUUUGACUAUCCUGGUAAUCAGGUACCCAUGGAUUCUUCAGGAGCUACUGUAGGCCUUUUUGACUACAAUUCCCAACAGCAGCUCUUUCAGAGGACUAACGCACUAACAGUUCAGCAGUUAACUGCAGCUCAACAGCAGCAAUAUGCAUUAGCAGCAGCUCAGCAGCCACAUAUAGCUGGUGUAUUCUCAGCAGGCCUUGCUCCAGCUGCAUUUGUGCCAAAUCCAUAUAUUAUUAGUGCUGCUCCUCCAGGGACCGACCCGUAUACUGCAGCAGGAUUGGCUGCAGCAGCAACAUUAGCAGGUCCAGCAGUGGUUCCACCUCAGUAUUACGGUGUUCCAUGGGGAGUGUAUCCAGCUAAUUUAUUUCAGCAACAAGCUGCAGCUGCGGCAAGCAACACAGCCAACCAGCAAGCAGCAUCACAAGCUCAGCCUGGACAGCAGCAGGUUCUUCGUCCUGGAGCAGGUCAGCGUCCUAUUACUCCCAGUCAGGGCCAGCAAGGGCAGCAAGCAGAGUCACUUGCAGCAGCUGCAAACCCAACUUUGGCUUUUGGUCAGAGUCUUGCUGCAGGCAUGCCAGGCUAUCAAGUACUAGCUCCAACUGCCUAUUAUGAUCAGACUGGUGCCUUAGUGGUUGGCCCUGGAGCAAGAACUGGCCUUGGAGCUCCAGUACGAUUAAUGGCUCCAACACCUGUCUUAAUUAGUUCAGCAGCAGCAGCACAAGCUGCAGCAGCAGCAGCAGCUGGAGGAACUGCAAAUAGUCUUACAGGCAGCACAAAUGGCCUGUUUCGGCCAAUUGGCACUCAGCCACCACAGCAGCAGCAGCAGCAGCAGCAACCAAGCACUAACCUGCAGUCUAAUUCAUUUUAUGGGAGCAGCUCUUUGACUAACAGCUCCCAGAGCAGCUCUUUAUUUUCUCAUGGACCUGGCCAACCUGGAAGUGCGUCUCUUGGCUUUGGAAGUGGUAGCUCUUUAGGAGCUGCUAUUGGCUCAGCUCUCAGUGGAUUUGGCUCAUCAGUUGGCAGUUCUGCAAGUAGUAGUGCCACAAGGAGAGAGUCUCUAUCUACUAGCUCUGACUUGUACAAAAGAUCUAGUAGCAGCCUAGCACCCAUAGGGCAACCAUUUUACAAUAGUCUGGGAUUUUCCUCCUCUCCAAGUCCAAUAGGCAUGCCUCUGCCAAGCCAAACUCCAGGACAUUCACUUACGCCACCGCCAUCACUUUCAUCACAUGGAUCCUCAUCCAGUUUGCAUUUAGGAGGCCUGACAAACGGUAGUGGUCGGUAUAUCUCUGCAGCACCUGGAGCAGAAGCAAAGUACCGAAGUGCUUCAAGCACUUCCAGUCUAUUUAGCUCCAGCAGCCAGCUCUUUCCUCCUUCUCGGCUCCGCUAUAAUAGAUCUGAUAUCAUGCCCUCCGGCCGCAGUAGGUUAUUGGAAGAUUUCAGGAACAACCGCUUCCCCAACCUUCAACUCAGAGACUUAAUUGGACAUAUAGUCGAGUUUUCUCAAGACCAGCAUGGUUCCAGAUUCAUACAGCAAAAGCUAGAGAGAGCUACUCCAGCUGAGAGACAGAUGGUAUUUAAUGAAAUUCUACAGGCAGCCUAUCAAUUAAUGACAGAUGUUUUUGGAAACUAUGUUAUACAGAAGUUUUUUGAGUUUGGAAGUUUGGAUCAGAAACUAGCCCUGGCUACUCGCAUUCGCGGUCAUGUUCUACCAUUAGCCUUGCAGAUGUAUGGCUGCCGUGUUAUUCAAAAAGCAUUAGAAUCUAUUUCUUCUGAUCAGCAGGUAAUUAGUGAAAUGGUUAAGGAACUAGAUGGCCAUGUACUUAAAUGUGUGAAAGAUCAGAAUGGAAACCACGUUGUACAGAAAUGCAUUGAGUGUGUUCAGCCACAGGCACUGCAGUUCAUCAUCGAUGCGUUCAAAGGACAGGUAUUUGUGCUUUCAACCCAUCCUUAUGGCUGCAGAGUCAUUCAGCGUAUCUUAGAGCACUGCACCGCAGAGCAGACCUCACCCAUCUUAGAAGAACUUCACCAACACACAGAACAGUUGGUUCAGGAUCAGUAUGGCAAUUAUGUUAUUCAGCAUGUACUGGAACAUGGUCGACCUGAAGACAAGAGCAAAAUUGUUUCCGAAAUCAGAGGAAAGGUCUUAGCCCUGAGUCAACACAAAUUUGCCAGCAAUGUAGUAGAAAAGUGUGUUACUCACGCCUCCCGUGCUGAGAGAGCUUUACUGAUUGAUGAGGUCUGCUGUCAGAAUGAUGGUCCUCACAGUGCCUUAUACACCAUGAUGAAGGAUCAGUAUGCCAACUAUGUGGUUCAGAAGAUGAUUGAUAUGGCUGAGCCUGCGCAGAGAAAGAUAAUCAUGCACAAGAUUCGACCUCAUAUUACUACUCUUCGCAAAUACACAUAUGGGAAGCAUAUACUGGCCAAGUUGGAAAAAUACUAUUUGAAAAACAGCCCAGAUCUAGGGCCAAUUGGAGGACCACCAAAUGGAAUGCUGUAAGGACAAACGAGAAGAUGAUUUAACCAUGUUCAAAGAAUGGGUUUUCUUUGUGAAUUAUCAAAACACAAUUCAACUAUGAAUCUUUGAUUUUUUUUUAAAGCAAAACUAUUUAUUGACUUUCUUCAUCCAUUUGUAAAUUUUUAAGGUUCUUGUGUAUAUUUAGGGGGUGGGGGUGGUGAAUUAUAAAUUAUAUUCAACCCUGAGUGGAGACCUAUCAGAUUGGAUUUCUGGUGAAGCACAGAAUGCCUGUAUAUGAUGUAACUGUGUCCCCCCCCUGUCCCCCACCAAAAAAAAAAAAGGAAAAAAAGUUGUCACAUAUUUUGUAAAUUUAUACCUUGUAAAGUCACAAAAAAUAGUUUUUAAAGGGAAAAGUACAAUAUUUUAAUAAACUGGCUUGCAGUCUGGUAGGUCUACAACCCCAUAGCACAACAGGUUUAUAGAGAUGUAUAUAGAAUUAUAGUUCUUAUUUUUUUCCUUUGUGUGAAGCCUUUUAUAACAGAUUAACAAUCAACUGCAUAAAUAUUAUUAAUAUUUUAAAAAGAAAGUUAAGUUGUAUUUUGGUAAUUCACAAACUAUCAUGCAAAGAAAAACUCAGAAAGACAGAAAAGAAUAAAAUGAUUUGAGAUAACAUUAUUUACAGUGGAUGUGGUUUUAAUAAAAUUACUGCCCUAUAAUGUCCCUGACAAUGUACAGAAUUGUAUAUACUUAUAACUGUAAUGAGUUAGAAACAAAAUCAUGGUGGCACUUCCAUUCAGUUAAAACUGCACUGAAUGAAAAGUUAAAUCCCACACUAACUUUUCCAUUUGGUUUGCAACAAGAAUGGAUGGAGAUUUGUAUUUCGUUCUGAUUAUAGAAUUGCUAGGCUGUUGAGGAAGUGUUGUUUACUCUGCGUUUUCAUAGUCGAUACAUAAAGUAGGACCCCGAUAGAGGAGAGAGGCCGCUGAGAAGUGAAGUGAUAGCUCAGCAUUUACGCAUGAUUGCAUAGUCAGAGAGCUUUUUCCCUUCCUAUAAAUAAACGCAUUGUGUGUGUAGGGUAGAUGUAAGUUUAGAAUUUGAAAGCAAAUCUUGUUUCAGUGUUUGUUAUGAAAGCCUUGCUAAUUUCAUAGUGACGUUCCUUGGUUGUACAGGUGUACAUUUGUAAACCUUCAUGCUGUAAAUGGAAUCUGUUUUCUCUCUUCGGGAAACAUUUGCAUCUUAGUGUACAUUUCCAUCCCUGCCCCUUAACCUGGCAAUAUAGUGUUGUAUAAUGUACAUUGAUUUCUCCAAAUCGAGAGUGAUUUUUACAAAUUUUUUAUCUUUAUAUGGUUUCAGAAGUAUGAACCAGCUUUCUUGUUAUUCUUGUGGGAGACAUUUUGUUUUAUAACAUAGUUGUUGACUCUGUUAAUAACGGACGUGCUAGGAUCUGGAUCACUUUCAAUUGAUGUCAGGGUAUUGUGCAUAAUGAAUAGAAAGUAUUGGACUGAGAUUGAUUACCACAGAGGCCAAUGCUUUUUCCAUCUUUAAAUGUGAUGUGACUUUUUUUCUUUGUACAGAAGAGUACUGUAUUUUUGAAUAGCCUACUCCCAAGUAAGAGCAAAUCUGUAUGAUAACAUUUUUUUCCUCUGGACAUAAGUCAUUAUAACAGUAACAUGAUGUACAUUUACAAGCGGCCUUAUGUACAUUUCCCAACAAUCUUUUUAAGGCAAAAUUGUGACCAUAUGUGUAUAAUUAAAAUCGUUUUUAAUCCUU
This is a messenger RNA of Mus caroli (Ryukyu mouse), 5266 nucleotides long. RefSeq names its product pumilio RNA binding family member 2 (gene Pum2). Lineage: Eukaryota; Metazoa; Chordata; Mammalia; Rodentia; Muridae. Gene Ontology annotation, cellular component: cytosol; cytoplasm. The record is from RefSeq and is a predicted model, not a curated record. Gene Ontology annotation, biological process: miRNA processing; regulation of mRNA stability. Gene Ontology annotation, molecular function: mRNA 3'-UTR binding.